Molecule: messenger RNA, 1098 nt
Organism: Thecamonas trahens ATCC 50062
Lineage: Eukaryota; Apusomonadida; Apusomonadidae
Exons: 1
Coding region: 1-1098 (365 amino acids)
Source: RefSeq, a predicted model, not a curated record
AUGUCGUCGGAAACAGACGUGCUCUCGGCCGUAGAGUGGCCAGCUACGCCACUGGUUGGGACUCCAGACGAUACCUCUGGCUCACUCCUUGGUGUCAAUGGCUAUGUUUCUGGUGGUGGCCUCAUGGCGGCCAAUCUGUACCUUCCCAGCUCGCCGGUCUAUGUCACCACACGCAUGCGCCGGUCGUCGUCGCUCGAAGUUUCGGACCGCGACGCCGCCAUUGCGGCUCUCCUUCACGAUCGUAACUGGAUGGGCAGGCGGUCCGAGUCCGAGACCGACUCUGACGACACGGACUCGCUCCGGCCGGACUCCUCGCAGUUUCACGCCGCACAAGAGCCGUCGUCGGCCGCAUCCUCACCCGUCAUGUCGGUCCUCUCGCUCCCGCCAGGCACCCGCCUCCCGACCGCACCUGCCGUCGCCGGUGCCGAGAGCGACUCGUCCAACGAGGGGGCUUCCACCCAGGCUGGGCCUGGCCCUGGCGGUGCCGGCAGCACCAUCGGCCUCGUCUCCAGCGGCGGCGCUGGCUCGUCGCGCUCGUCGCAGCGGCUCUCGUUUUCACAGCGGGCGUCGACGUUGGCCCCGGGCGGGCGGGCGACCUGCCUCCCGCCUCCGUCGCAGCACGAGUACCACGGCUCGCACGCGCCGGCUGCCCCUCCGACCACCCGCGACCGCCGCCGCUCGUCAUUCUGCGCUGGCGACACCGCCCGCCUCAAGGCUUUCCAAUCCGCCGCGCUGAGCAGCGGGUCUAAGCCCGGCAGCGACGUCAACAAGAUCGUCAUGUGCGAAGGCAUGCUACGCAAGCGUGGCGGUCCGUUCAAGCGCUGGAAGAAGCGGUACUUUACCCUCACCUCAAAAGUCCUUGUCUACCGCCCGGCCGUCGGCAAGCCGCAAGUCGGCUCGGUCCUCACUACGUCCAUGCUCGGCGUCCGCGAGGGGAAGAAGCCGACCCAGCUUAUCCUCAUUGCUGUCCACAAGCAGUACCUUCUCGAGGCCGCCGACAAAGCUGACCGCGACCGCUGGGUCGCCGCCCUACGCUCCAUCAUGGGCGACAUGUCGACCCGGACCUCGCCACUCAACGUCAUUCGCUCGCUCUCGUAG